Messenger RNA from Humulus lupulus (European hop), 3033 nucleotides. Its product is annotated as protein TRANSPARENT TESTA 9. Lineage: Eukaryota; Viridiplantae; Streptophyta; Magnoliopsida; Rosales; Cannabaceae. Bases 167 to 2722 code for a protein of 851 amino acids. Gene Ontology annotation, cellular component: endolysosome membrane; late endosome. The transcript has 21 exons. Gene Ontology annotation, biological process: endosomal transport; endosome to lysosome transport; regulation of autophagosome maturation. The record is from RefSeq and is a predicted model, not a curated record.
AAGAAAACUAAAACAGUUUCCCGAUCAAAACACAAGCUUCGGUCUCUCAAACACAAAGCCCCAAGCGCCAAUUCGUGCGAUUGAAAGAUUGCCCACGGAACUCUUACUCCUGAAAUCUGAAUCGGAAUGAAUUAGCAGUGAGUUUUGAGUGAUUCUCGAAGAAGCCAUGUGGUUUUUUUCUGGGAGAUCCAGGAAUCGUUUCUCCUUAGACAACUUAAGUUCCGGAUAUAGGUCUUUAACUGAUCAGCUGGUGAAGGUUCAAAUUGUUAACGAGGUUAACAAGGAUUUUGUCAUUGAAGCAAUUAGAUCAAUUGCCGAGUUGAUAACAUAUGGUGACCAGCAUGAUGAUGGCACCUUUUUCGAGCUUUUCAUGGAGAAACAAGUUAUGGGGGAAUUUGUACGUAUAUUGAAGAUUAGUAGGACAAUGGCUGUUUCACUCCAGUUGUUGCAGACUGUGAGCAUUUUGAUUCAGAACCUAGAAAAUGAACAUGCUCUAUAUUAUUUGUUCAGCAAUGAAUAUAUGAACUACUUAAUAACAUAUUCAUUCGACUUUCGAAACCAUGACCUAUUAUCUUACUACAUAUCAUUCCUAAGAGCAAUAAGUCGAAAGCUAGACAAGAAUACAAUUUCGCUGCUUGUAAAGACUGAAAAUGAUGAAGUUGUUUCUUUUCCUUUAUAUGUUGAGGCAAUACGAUUUGCCUUCCAUGAGGAGAGCAUGAUCCGGACGGCAGUACGUAAUUUGACACUUAAUAUAUAUAUUGUUGGAGAUGAUUGUGUAAAUAGAUACGUCACAAGUGCUCCGCAUAAGGAUUAUUUUUUAAAUCUGGUUACAUUUUUACAGAAGCAGUGCAUUGAUUUGAACCAAUUGGUCUCUGAUGCUCUGAAAAGUCCUGCUCAAGAGAUAAACUCAUCAAUUUUUGCCGCUGUAGAUGAAAUUGAAGAUUCUCUCUACUAUUUUAGUGAUGUUAUGUCUGCUGGAAUUCCUGAUGUUGGGAGGUUAAUGACAGACAAUCUUUUGCAGCUUUUGAUUUUUCCAAUUCUAGUUCCUUCACUAACGAUAAAAGCUGUGAAUGAUAUGAAAAGUGGUAUAGUCACUUCUCUGUAUUUACUAUGUUGCAUCUUGCGCAUUGUCAAAACCAAAGAUUUGGCAAAUGUUAUUGCUGCCGCUCUCCUCUGUCCUUUAGAAGCUUUCAUAUCACAAUCUCUAGCUAAACCGAAUGGAUAUAUGUCUGCUCAUGAGUUUUCACAUGAAAUCAAGGUGGAUGCCGGUAGCCCAAAAUUUGAUGAUACACACUCAUCUGGGACUUCCCAAACUCACCCAGUAGAUUUUGUGGAAAAUGGUUGUGAUUAUUCACGUUUGGCAUUGAGGGAGACUUUGCUUUACUAUGUAACUUGUGGGGAUGAUGUACAAGUUUUGGGUUCUUUGUGUGUGCUGGCUACGUUGUUGCAGACAAAAGAGUUAGAUGAAUCAAUGCUAGAUGCUCUUGGAAUUCUUCCACAACGCAAACAACAUAAACGACUCUUGUUGGAAGCUUUGGUGGGUGAAGGCCCAAGUGAAGAGCAGCUUUUCUCUUUGGAAAGUAAUUCAAUGAGAGAAAGUAUUGGUAGUGAGCUAGAUCGGUAUCUACUAAAGCUUAAGGAGAAGUAUGGAGUGGAGUGUUCUUUUCGGGAUGUCGUUGCAAGUCCUCAUGUACACAGGUUUCAGGUACUUGAUGCAUUGGUCAGUCUAUUUUGUCGUUCAAAUAUAUCUGCAGAGACAUUGUGGGAGGGUGGUUGGCUUUUGCGCCAGCUACUUUCAUACAGUGAAGCAGAAUUCAAAAGUGACCACCUCAAGUUGUUGAAUGAGUCAUACAAACACUGUGCUGCUGCUCUGCUGCAGGAGGUUAGAGGAGUUUGGCCGGAUCUACUAUUAACAGUCCUCUGUGAUGAAUGGAAAAAGUGCAAAAGAGCAAUUGAGGCUUCUUCCCCUCGGAAACAGCCCAAGUUCAUUCUCUUGUCAUCACAGAAGUCUUCUACUGAAGGUCCUGGCGAAUCCUCAGUUUCUGCUGGAGAAAAAAUGUGUGAGCUGGUGAAGGUAUUUGUACUUCUAUACCAACUUCAAACAUUUUCUCUUGGUAAAGCUUUGCCAGAUCAGCCUCCCAUCAAUCCUCCAGUUCAUGUUUAUGAAAAUGUUCGAGCAAAAACUUCUGGUAUAGAUUCUUUGGGUCCAAAGCCAGGGUCUGAGUUAAGACUUGUUGAUGCUGUGCCUUGUCGAAUUGCAUUCGAGAGAGGUAAAGAACGCCAUUUUUUCUUUUUACCAAUCUCGUGGGGAAUGUCUGGGUGGGUGGUUUUAGCAGAAGAAUUGCCCCUGAAGCGAAAUUAUGGAGUUGUUCGCAUAGCUGCACCUUUGGCUGGCUCAAAUCCAAGAAUUGACAGUAAACAUUCAAGAUGGUUACACUUACGGAUUCGUCCAUCCACUUUACCAUUGGCGGACCUUUCAAAAUCUGAGGUGAGUGGACAAGCCAAGACAAGGGCUUUAGUUGACGGGAGAUGGACUUUAGCCUUUAAAGACGAGGAAUCAUGUAAGUGUGCAUUGUCUAUGAUUAUUGAGGAGAUAAGUGUGCAAGUUGAGGAGGUAGAGAGAAGACUAAAACCUUUGCUAGACAUUAAAACUAAUAGUGUACAUAUUUCAAAUCAACCCGAGUCGGAGUCUUCAUAUACAACACCUUCCAAUUCAUUGUAAGUGCUAAAAGAAUAAAAAAUAGUGUGCUAUGCUAGUGGGGUGACGAUAGUGUAUUAUGUGCAGUCACCCUUCUGUAUAUUGUUCAGUCCAUCUUAGUUGAGUAGAUUAGCAUGUCAGCUAUUUAUUUCCAUUCUUUGUAUACUAGAUUUCCUUUCCUUGGCCUGAUUUAUACAAGUUUGAUCAGUUUUUCUCACAUUCUUUAAUAGGUGUAACCCUAGGCUUUUUCGUCCCUGGUUUAUAAGAUGUGACAAUGUUGUAUAUUUGAGCUGAUUUCAUGGUAAAAGAAAGCCUUGGUGCAUCAUUUUUGUCAA